AUGAAGCUCUUCUAUAUCAAGGCAGCGCUGCUCAACACGAUGCUACUCUCCUUUGUGGAUGAUGGAACCAUCUUGGCACAAUCCAAACAACUUGAUGAUAAUAAUGUGGGCCUGCGUAAGGCCUACAAGAUUAUCUACCUUCUCUUUGUUGCCUUUGCACUCGUUCUUGAACACGACAAGACUGAGUUGUUCCACUUUUCGUGCUGUCGAGACACCUACAAUCCCUCGCUGGAUCUGGGGUAUGCCCCGCAUACCAGUGCUACGCCUUUGAAACCCAAGACCUAUUGGAGGUACUUGGGCUUCUACUUUGACCGUGGGCUCACCUUCCAUGAGCAUGUUCGCUACUAUGCCACUAAGGCAUUCACCACCAUGCAGGCUAUGCGCAUGCUCGGAAACUCUACAAGAGGUCUCUCGCCUAAACAGCUGCGCCUCCUUUAUAGGUCGUGUGUGGUUCCCAUUGCCAUGUACGGCUAUUGUCUCUGGUACUUCAACGGCGCCUGUAAUAAGGGCGCAAUGAACCAGCUAAAACAGAUGCAGCGGAAAGCUGCUCUAUGGAUCAUGGGUGCCUUCCGCACCUCUCUCACAGGCGGUCGUGAAGCCUUAGCAGGCCUCAUCCCCAUCCACCUUAUGCUGAAGAAGUUGGCCACAUGCACAGUGUAUCACGUUGCCACCCUCUCAGACACUCACCCUCUCCACUCUAUGAUGGGCGAGAGGCUCCUCAAGCAGGCUGAACCUCAUGCCCGCUCGGCCGCCUUGAUGACCCCAGCUAUGCGAGGGAAGGUCAAGAGCACCGUCAUGGAGGUGGACGAACGUGUCCACACCUUAACUGAGAGCUUUGAGCCCUUUGCGCCCAAAGCUCGCCCUGGUGAUUGGUUAUUGGACCGCUUUGCAGACCAGCUCCACUUUGAUGAGUGCGAUCCUACCCAGGAUAGGCGCCCAUAUCUUGACAAACUCAUCGCGAAAGCGAGGGCCGACCCUUUAACAGUACUGGCUGCAACUGAUCACUCCGUCCCUCAGUCCAACCAGUAUCAGGCAGCUUCGGCUGCUAUAAUCUAUAAGGGACAUCACAAGCUCGAGAGGACUCGCUAUGUCUCUGGCAGAGUUACCACCCCAGAUGCGGAACUCAAUGCCAUUGCGUGUGCAGUGCACCUUGCUGUCAAGCAGGCAAACUGCCAACAUAUCAUGGUCUUUACUGACUCUAUGGGCUUGGCCCACAGAGCGGUGGACCCUUCCGUACACUGGUCAGGCUUUUAG
Molecule: messenger RNA, 1254 nt
Organism: Cyclocybe aegerita
Lineage: Eukaryota; Fungi; Basidiomycota; Agaricomycetes; Agaricales; Hemipholiotaceae
Source: the annotation of a GenBank genome assembly